Melozone crissalis (California towhee) is the source of this 1329-nucleotide messenger RNA. RefSeq names its product norrin cystine knot growth factor NDP (gene NDP). The transcript is spliced from 3 exons. The coding region runs from base 290 to 736 and encodes 148 amino acids. Gene Ontology annotation, biological process: Wnt signaling pathway. The record is from RefSeq and is a predicted model, not a curated record. Lineage: Eukaryota; Metazoa; Chordata; Aves; Passeriformes; Passerellidae.
CGCUGUGUGCCAGCGCCAGAGGCACCAGCAUGACUGCUCUCCGCUUCGCUGGGACCAAGGAAGGAUUCUGUGAGCAAGUGUCAGGGUAGGGAACGGCGGGGCUCGGCAGCGGACACUGUCCGGAGGGAGAGCCCCGGCUCCUGCCGGACACAGCUGUGCAGGAGAUUCUUUGGUGGAUUACAAUCUCAUCAGACUCCAACUUGAGAAGAAGAAUGACAGCUCAGACACUUAAACCAGACUUUUCACCAUCCUGGAAAGGAACUAGCUUCCAGAAUUCGGAGGGUUUUUGAUGCUCUACCUCCCUCUGCUGUUACCAGCGAGAAGUUCCUCGACAAUGGGAAAUCAUGUACUCGCAGCUUCGAUUUCCAUGCUGUCGCUGCUGGUGAUGAUGGGAGACACGGACAGUAAAACAGAGAGCUCCUUCCUCAUCGACUCCGACCCCAGCCGCUGCAUGAGGCACCACUACGUGGACUCCAUCAGCCACCCUCUCUACAAGUGCAGCUCCAAGAUGGUGCUGCUGGCCCGCUGCGAAGGCCGCUGCAGCCAGACGUCGCGCUCGGAGCCCAUGGUGUCCUUCAGCACGGUCCUGAAGCAGCCCUUCCGCUCCAGCUGCCACUGCUGCCGGCCCCAGACCUCCAAGCUGAAGGCCAUGAGGCUGCGCUGCUCGGGGGGCAUGCGGCUCACGGCCACCUACCGCUACAUCCUCUCCUGCCACUGCGAGGAGUGCAACUCCUAGGGACCAGGGGCAUGGCACACGGGGGACAAGGGGGUGCUGCUGUGGGGAAAGAGCCCCAAAAACAACCCAAGGCCGGGCUGGAGCUCCCAGCACAGGAUUGCAGCGAGGACAGGACUAACCAAGCUGGAUUGAAUCCGAGAGCAGAAGUACAAAAUAUCCUGGGUUGCUGGAUGGUGCUGGUGCCACACUGUGGGCUGUGAUAAAGGCGAAAGCACGAGGACUUGUUUUUUAGGAAGCCUUUCUUUUUUUCUGAAAGGAUAUUUUUAGAGAGUUUGUUCUUUUUCAGACUCGUCUCUGACUACAGAGAGGUGCUUUUACUUUAGGCCAUGGGCAGCAGAGGAAAAGAGGAGAAGGUCAGCCAGAUGACAGCACUGCAGUCUGGAAAGUGACAUUUGGACAGAGGAUGGGCAUCAGUUCCCACAGACAACCUCUUAACCUAUCAAUUUAUUCUCAGUUUUCUAGUUAUACUGGCCUUCAAAGCAAUCUGUGCUGUUGGCAAGGGUCAUCUGUUACUGACCUAGUGGCCAAAUGCUGGAUAACUUUAACUGUGGUUUAGCAGAAAUUACAAAUAAACCAUUGAAAAGUGAAGUGGA